Molecule: messenger RNA, 1945 nt
Organism: Cajanus cajan (pigeon pea)
Lineage: Eukaryota; Viridiplantae; Streptophyta; Magnoliopsida; Fabales; Fabaceae
Product: glucan endo-1,3-beta-glucosidase 2
Biological process (GO): carbohydrate metabolic process
Molecular function (GO): hydrolase activity, hydrolyzing O-glycosyl compounds
Source: RefSeq, a predicted model, not a curated record
UUUUUAACACCUUAUCCUUCCUCACUCUUCUUUUCUUUCUCUAAUGUUAAGAGAUCCUGUGUUUUCCACUUGUUCAACUUGUACUUGCUUUCUGAAUCUCUCAUUGCCCUUUACUUCAUUUUCUCAACAUGGGUUGGCAUUGUUUUGAAAUCAAUGCAAAAACUCACAUUUGUAAUGUUUCAACUGCAUGGUUCUUCUUGACCCAUUACUUGUUUAGUUCUCACUUUGUAUGAUUCCUUGCUGUUUUUGGAGUUUGCUUGGUGGGAAUGAAACUUAUCUAUGCUUUGUCAUAUCGAGGCUCAAAUAAAGCAUUCAUUGGAGUGAAUAUUGGAACCGAUCUCUCAGACAUGCCACACCCUACUCAAGUAGUAGCUCUACUUAAAGCACAGCAAAUUCGUCAUGUUCGAUUGUAUGAUGCUGACCAAGCUAUGCUCCUUGCACUUGCAAAGACAGGAAUUCAAGUUGUUGUGACUGUCCCUAAUGAAGAGCUUCUAGCAAUUGGUCAAUCGAAUUCCUCAGCUGCGAAUUGGGUUUUCCGCAAUGUGGUAGCUCAUUUUCCAGCCACCAACAUCACAGCCAUUUGUGUUGGUUCUGAUGUUUUAACUACCCUCCCCAAUGCAGCAAAAGUACUUGUCAAUGCUAUCAAAUACAUUCACUCAGCCCUUGUGGCAUCCAAUCUUGAUCGCCAAGUUAAAGUUUCAACACCCCUUUCAUCUUCCAUCAUCCUUGAUUCAUUUCCACCUUCUCAAGCUUUCUUUAACCGUUCGCUCAAUCCGGUUUUAGUCCCACUACUGGAAUUCUUGCAAUCCACCGGUUCUUAUCUGAUGCUAAACAUAUACCCUUACUAUGACUACAUGCAAUCAAAUGGAGUGAUUCCAUUAGACUAUGCACUCUUCAAACCUCUCCCUCCGAACAAAGAAGCCGUUGACUCCAACACCCUUCUCCACUACACCAAUGUCUUUGAUGCCAUGGUUGAUGCCGCAUACUUUGCCAUGGGUUUUCUAAAUUACACCAACAUUCCUGUAGUAGUGACCGAGUCGGGCUGGCCCUCAAAAGGUGGCUCCAAUGAACCUGAUGCAACGGUUGACAAUGCCAAUACUUACAACAGCAAUUUGAUCAAGCAUGUUUUUAACAAAACUGGAACUCCAAAACACCCUGGAAUUGGUGUUAGUACUUACAUCUAUGAGCUCUACAACGAGGAUAUGAAAUCGGGGCCGCUGUCAGAGAAGAAUUGGGGACUGUUUGAUGCCAAUGGGACACCUAUUUACAUUUUACACUUGACAGGAUCAGGGGCAGUCCUAGCAAAUGAUACCAGCAAUCAAACUUUCUGCAUUGCAAAGGAUGGUGCUGACCCGAAAAUGCUUCAGGCUGCACUAGAUUGGGCAUGUGGACCUGGGAAAGUGGAAUGCUCUCCAUUGCUACAAGGGCAACCAUGCUAUGAACCAGACAAUGUCAUUGCACAUGCAAAUUAUGCCUUUGACACUUACUAUCAUAAGAUGGGAAAGACUCCUGAUGCAUGUGACUUCAAUGGAGUGGCUACAAUCUCCACCUCAGAUCCAAGUCAUGGUUCUUGUGUAUUUCCUGGAAGUCUUGGCAAAAAUGGUACCUUAGGUAACUUCACAGCUCCAUCCAUGAAUUCUACCAAUUCAGAUUCCUCAGCCUACAACCUUCGCAGCUGUGACUUGAGAAUUAGAAGCCUUCUAAUGGUAACUGGGUUUCUAGUAUGGGGAGUGGUUUUGCUAUAAAGUGGUAUAUUUCAGAACGUGUUACUUGAAAAUUUUUGUGGUAGAUGAUAAUGCUGCUACAUAGUCGUCUUAGCAGCAUUGUCUUGUUCAUAGUGGUCCAUUCAAUUUUGUACAAAAACCAUCCAAGGGUUUGGUCUGAAUGAGGCUGCAACUGAAUCACAUUAUUAUUAUUCUUUUUCAAUUAGAAUUGUUUCAAUAUU